UUACAGUUUUAGGGUAAACAGUGCGAAGGACGGAAAUACAAAGGAGUAGUGAUAAAUAGUAGUGUAAAUGAAUAUGAUAAUGUACUUGAGCUAUGCCAGGUGUUCGGUUAAUUGAUGUUUGGUAUUUACCAAACCUAGUUUUGACUUCCAAAGAAAGUAAAGAAAACUUUAUCAACAAGAUGCUACUUUAGGCUCUCAGGUGCUUUAACGACACAAAUUUCAAAAAUGAAAUCCUUCAUUAUUUUGGAGAUAAUAUUAGCAUCUUCAGCAGGACAGAGCUACUGGUGGCUAGAUAAUCCUGGGGUUUUUGGAGGAAGAAAUUAUGAUUCAGAGGCAAUUGCAUCAGGAGAACAUUUAAGAAAUAGAAGUGCAGCAACUUCGACAAACCCUAUUGACAGAGUUAAAAGACAGUCAAAUAUAUUACCAGAUGAUAUUACCAGCGAGUGCCCAAUAGAUUCUAAUUGUGUUGAGAGAUAUCUGUGCCGGACGAAGGCCCCAAGUAGAUUAGAUCUUAUUCCGUGUUAUGUUCCUGCAGAGAAUAACUUUGGAGUUUGUUGUACAAACCCGUUCCCACGGAUCUGUCCCUUUACACCUAAUAUACCUACCAGGGAGCAGUGCAAAUUUGCAGAAAAGGAGUGCAACAGUCCAGGUGAUGAGAGUGGUUGUGAGAGGCCAGCACUCUGCUGUUUCAACGGAUGCACCAAUGUUUGUUUAAAAAAAUCUUACUUUGAGCCGCAGCGUCCGUUCUUUACCAGACUCCCGCCAAGAGAUAAGCAAAAACGACCUUCCGUCACUUCUCAGUCUACCGAAGGCCCAAAUAGUAAACCUGUAAGGACUACAAGAGGUCCAAAAAUAACUACUACGGCCCCAGAAUUGAAUACUGCAAGGGUGACAGAAGAGACUACUCCAAGGACUGAAGACGACUUUUCAGAAUAUGAAUCAAAUAGCGACGAUUAUAACGAUUUCGGGAUUGAUGCAAGAAUUGGACCUUCACGGUCUAGUCCUCGGAGAGAAGGAGGAACUACUAAAGGUGGAACAACAAGGGGUCCUAAAACGGGAAUUGUAACCAAAGGAACAGAGUUAUCACAGUCUUUCGAAUCUUUGCAAAAAGAGGAACCUCGAGAUCUAGAGAAACUGUGGAGUAAACUACUAGAUCGUCUUCUAACUUUAGAAAAAUAAAUCAAAAACUUAAUUGUGAAAAUGUUAACUUUGUUCUUUUUUUUUUACUUUUUCAACGCUUUUGAAUAUGUUUAUUGCAAAAGCAACUUUAAACAUAUUGGAUUCAAUGAAUUAUUGUUAGAUUUAUUUUCAUGUUUAGUUAGUAGAGAAAAAAUCAGUUUAUUUUAAAAUUACCUUGUAAAACAGAAAUAUAAGGAGGAUAUUAAAAAAGAUUUAUUAAAUUAUUAUAGUGUAAUGUGUAUUUGUGUAAAAAGAUGAUUUUACAGUAAGGAUAUCCGUAAGCUUUUAGUUUAUGUUCAUUAGAUGAUGUUCUAUAUAUCAACUUGUAAAUAAAUUUUUUGUUAAUGUUA
Molecule: messenger RNA, 1529 nt
Organism: Eurytemora carolleeae
Lineage: Eukaryota; Metazoa; Arthropoda; Copepoda; Calanoida; Temoridae
Exons: 14
Coding region: 226-1179 (317 amino acids)
Source: RefSeq, a predicted model, not a curated record